Ceratitis capitata (Mediterranean fruit fly) is the source of this 1420-nucleotide messenger RNA. RefSeq lists its product as uncharacterized. NCBI's taxonomy places the organism in Eukaryota, Metazoa, Arthropoda, Insecta, Diptera, Tephritidae. The record is from RefSeq and is a predicted model, not a curated record. The transcript has 3 exons. Bases 161 to 868 code for a protein of 235 amino acids.
GCAAUUGACUUUUGUUUUCGUUUGCUAGUUACAGUGUCUGGUUGUGCCAGAUUCGGUGGUCAAGUCAAGCGCACAUACGUACACAACAAAAGAAAAACGCACGCAUACAUAGAUAUAUAAAAAUUUAAUUCUAAUUGCCGUGUGCUAAGUGAAUAUAAAGAUGAAAAUCACAUUAGUGAUAGCUGCUGUCUGCAUAGCAGUGGCGUACGCUGAUCCCGCCAUCAGUCAAGCCAGAUCCACAACAGCCACAUCAACGAAACCUGGUAGAUUUUUAUCACUGCCAGUGCCAGCGAAAUGUGCCAGACGUCCCAAAGAAUUCUCAUACCGCGGUCGCAAUAUGUUCCUGAGUUCCCACGUACCAGCAUUGGCGAACAAGAAGGUCGAUUGGUUGGAUGGUCGUAACUUGUGCCGUGAAUACUGUAUGGACUUGGUCGCUUUGGAGACCCAAGAGAAGAACAAUUUGAUCUUCCGUGUUAUUCAACAAAACGAUGUACCCUACAUCUGGACUGCUGGUCGUAUCUGCGAUUUUGCUGGUUGUGAAAACCGUCCCGACUUGGAACCCAAGAACGUGUAUGGUUGGUUCUGGUCUGCAACUCGCGAGAAGAUUCAAGCCACCAACCGCAUUCCACAAGGCUGGGGUUACAAUCCAUGGUCACAAACUGGACACAAGAAGCGUCCACAGCCCGAUAACGCUGAAUAUGACAUCAAUCAGACUAAGGAACAGUGUUUGUCGGUGUUGAACAAUGUGUACAACGAUGGUAUUGCAUGGCACGAUGUUGCUUGCUAUCACGAGAAACCUGUUAUCUGUGAGGAUAACGACGAACUGUUGCGUUAUGUUGCGGCUACAAAUCCAGGCAUCCGUCUUUAAGGUCUUUGAAGGCGUUGUCAACGGGUGACAGUGGCGUAGGCUUGCGUGUAUGCACUGUGGUGCUAUGUUGUGCAAAUUUACUACACAAGUCGCUUAAGCAUUGUCUGUCUGUGUGUGUUUUUAAUUAAUUUUAUAAUUUUAUUUUGAUUUUAUUUCACAAAUCUUUUGUUUUUAAUUUUAUUUGUAAAGAAAGGUAAAAAAAUGCAAAUAAUAGACUUUAGAAUUUAUUACUACGUGCAUUCUUGUAGUUGAACGGAGAAGAUAUAUAUAAACAUAAAUAUAUAUGUAAACAAAAAAACCACCUGAAAUUUUUUUAAAACACUUAAUUGCAAAAUUUUACCUGUACAAUGUCGCCGAUAUCGUAGAUGUCGGUUAAAUUUUAGAAAACUUUCUUAUCACUUACUGCCAGUUUAUUACAUAAGCCGUUAUUUCUUAUUUGUUUUAAAAUAUUUAUUCUACUCUAAAUCCAUUUUCACAAAAACAAUUUUUUCUUAUUAUCUGCAAUGAAUGACGAAAAUAAAAUAUUAAAAAUUAAAAAAAAAAUUAAUAAAA